Messenger RNA from Benincasa hispida (wax gourd), 2317 nucleotides. Its product is annotated as L-type lectin-domain containing receptor kinase S.4-like. Gene Ontology annotation, molecular function: ATP binding; protein kinase activity; carbohydrate binding. Gene Ontology annotation, biological process: protein phosphorylation. NCBI's taxonomy places the organism in Eukaryota, Viridiplantae, Streptophyta, Magnoliopsida, Cucurbitales, Cucurbitaceae. The record is from RefSeq and is a predicted model, not a curated record.
UUUUAAUCAAGCAUCAGGAAUUGUUCAACGGUGAGCCUUCAACUAAAUUUAAUAUGAAGUCUCGUAACUAAAAUCCAAAAAAAUAAAAAUAAAAUAAUAAAAUAAUAAAAUAAUAAACUUGUGUGCACUACCGUGUAAGGAAAAAAAUGCCCUCAAAAUCUGUGGACAAUGCAGAAAAAGACUGAUUUGGAAGCUCCAAAAAUAACUAUUAGACUUGGAUGCUUGUUCUGCCAUGGUGAAUCUCUGUAUUUUUUCUUUCUUCGGCAUUUUUUUCUUUGCCGUCGCCGCCGCAUCUCAGGAGCUCUUCUACGCCGGAUUUCGUGACGCCACAGCCGCCGCCAGCUUAACCCUACCGGAUAUUGCGAAGAUCGAGAAUAGUGGAAUCCUAAAGCUCACCGACGACACCGACAUGAAACAGGGUCAUGUGUUCUACGAAUCCCCUGUUCGCUUCAAAAACUCUUCCCACGCCAAACCUUUUUCCUUCUCUACCACUUUUGUCUUCGCCAUCGUCCCUGAGUUCCCGAGCCUUGGCGGCCAUGGCCUCGCCUUCACCAUUGCGCCUUCCAAAAACCUCCUUGGAUUUCCCUCACAGUAUUUAGGCCUUCUCAAUACGACCAAUUUCGGAAACUUCUCGAACUACUUAUUCGCCGUCGAAUUCGACACCGUUCAAAAUGUUGAGUUCGAAGACAUCAACGAUAACCACGUUGGAAUCAAUCUCAAUAGUAUGAUCUCCAGUGCCUCCACUACUGCCUCUUAUUUCAUUAACGACGGGAACACCAAGCAACAUAUAAACCUAAGAAGUGGGAUACCAAUUCAAGCUUGGAUUGAUUACGAUGCUUCUGUAAAUUUUCUCACGGUAGCGAUUUCUCCAUUUUCAACCAAACCCAAGAAACCGAUUCUGUCGUUAAAUGUAGAUCUCUCUCCGAUUCUUCACGAGUUUAUGUUUAUUGGGUUCUCAGCCUCCACUGGAGUGCUUUCGAGUUCUCACUAUGUGUUGGGAUGGAGUUUCAGCAUGAAUGGACCAGCCCAGACUCUGAAUAUUGAUUCUCUGCCUUCGGUUCCCGGGCCGAAGAAAACAUACUCUCAUUUAGCAAUUGGGAUUUCGAUUCUCAUCGUUUUGAUCGUGAUAACUGGAAUCUUUUUUACUCUUUACAAAAUCACAAAGAAGAUAGACAUAAUCGAAGCCUGGGAGCUUGAAAUUGGCCCGCACCGGUACUCUUACAAGGAAUUGGAGCAAGCAACGAAACAAUUUAGCAACAGAGAGGUACUUGGACGUGGGGGCUUUGGGAAAGUAUACAGAGGAACAAUACCGAAUUCGAAAACCCAAGUGGCUGUGAAGCGAAUUUCCCACGAAUCGAAACAGGGCCUCCGCGAAUUUAUAUCGGAAAUCACAAUCAUUGGUCGGCUUCGUCACCGAAACCUUGUUCAAUUACUGGGAUGGUGUCGUCGCCGCGCCGAUGAGGAUCUGCUUCUUGUUUAUGAGUUUAUGGAAAACGGGAGUUUGGAUAGCUACAUAUUCGGCAAACCAAAAGUGGUUCUGAGUUGGAAACAGAGGUUUAAGAUCAUAACAGGCGUUGCUUCCGGCCUUUUGUACUUGCACGAAGGAUACGAACAGGUGGUCAUUCAUAGAGAUGUGAAGGCCAGCAACGUUUUGCUCGACGACGAGAUGAACGGAAAACUCAGCGAUUUCGGCCUCGCCAAGCUCUAUGAACACGGCGAGAACCCGACAACGACUCGAGUCGUCGGAACUGUGGGCUAUCUGGCGCCGGAGCUGCACAGAACUGGAAAAGCAACAACCAGCUCUGAUGUUUACGCGUUCGGCGCACUCGUGCUCGAAGUGGCUUGCGGCCGCCGGCCGAUCGGCUCGAGGUCGGUGCUGGAGGAAAUGGUGUUGGUGGAUUGGGUUUGGGAGAAGUAUACGGAAGGAAAAUUACUGGAAGUGAUGGACCAGAAAUUGAAUGGGGAUUUCAAUGAGGUUGAGGCAGUGAUGAUUUUGAAAUUGGGGUUGCUCUGUUCGAAGGAUUCGGCGGCGGCGCGGCCGAGCAUGCGCAUGGUUGCGCGGUAUUUGAACGGCGAGAUUGGUGUUCCCGACGAGAUUAUGGGUCCGAGAAUGGUGGAAGGAGGGAAUGAAUUUGUGGAUUCGUCGAGUGAAAGUAAAGACAUCAGUUUUGCUUCUUUAUCUACUUCUUCUCUUUCGGUUCUCAAUGGCAGAAGUUGAUUUCAAUUGAAAUUGAAAACAGCUCCAUGAUAAUGUUAAACAUAUUUAAUAAAAAUUGAAGUCGCAUUAAUGAACGUUCCUUAGAUUUCUUUGUAGUCA